UCCAUGUCUCGCAUUACUGAUGCUUUUUGGGAAAAAAGGACUUUGUAUCCUGGAUAUAAAUUUUAAACCUAGGAAGUAAAAAUGAUUUUGAAGCUUAUUAAGAAAAUAGUUUUCCUAUCUGUGACUAUGCUUGGCGUUCUGGGGAACAUUUCUGUUUCUGUGAACUACAUGUUCAGCUGGUUGGGAGGCCCUGAGAAGAAACCUAUACACCUGAUUCUCAUCCACUUGGCUUUUACAAACAUCAUAAUCCUUCUUGCAAGAGGAUUGCCAAAAACAACUGUAGCUCUUGGUUUGAGAAACUUCCUAGAUGACAUAGGCUGUAAGAUCAUUAUUUACCUGGAGAGGGUGGCCCGUGGUGUCUCCAUCUGCACCAGCAGUCUCCUCACUGUGGUCCAGGCCAUCAUCAUCAGUCCCAGAGCAUCUAUGUGGAGGAGGCUCAGGCCAAUGUCUGCAUGGCACAUCCUUCCAUUCUUCACAGUCUUUUGGAUACUCAAUUCUUUAAUAGGUGUGAAUCUUAUCCAUUCCACCACAAGUAUAGGUCUGAAUGUAUCACAACAUAUGAUUGGUGAGAAUUAUUGUUAUUUCAUGCUAGAAAGUCAGACAAUAAGAUGGAUUAUUCUCCCUCUCAUGGUCCUGAGAGAUGCAGUGUUCCAGGGCGCCAUGGGAGGGGCCAGUGGCUACAUGGUGUUUCUUCUCCACAAGCACCACCAGCAUGUCCUCCACCUUCAGAACUCCAAGCUUCUCUACAGAACUCCCCCUGAGCUGAGAGCUGCUCAGAGUGUCCUCCUUCUGAUGCUCUGCUUUGUUUUCUUCUACUGGACAGAUUGUGUCUUUUCACUACUUCUAAGUCUCUCUUCAAGGGACAAUACCUUGCUGUUAAAUACACAAGGCCUUCUGACGCUUGGUUAUGCAAUGUUCAGCCCCCUUGUGCUGAUUCACAGGGAUGGGCUUCUGAAUAAGUCUUGGUAUGCUCAGUGGUUGAAAUGGAGAAAGUGUGUCCCACAUUUAUCUCUUCAGUAA
Messenger RNA from Acomys russatus (golden spiny mouse), 1020 nucleotides. RefSeq names its product vomeronasal type-1 receptor 4-like. The record is from RefSeq and is a predicted model, not a curated record. Gene Ontology annotation, biological process: G protein-coupled receptor signaling pathway. Bases 82 to 1020 code for a protein of 312 amino acids. NCBI's taxonomy places the organism in Eukaryota, Metazoa, Chordata, Mammalia, Rodentia, Muridae. The transcript has a single exon. Gene Ontology annotation, cellular component: membrane. Gene Ontology annotation, molecular function: pheromone receptor activity.